Molecule: messenger RNA, 2136 nt
Organism: Rhizoctonia solani
Lineage: Eukaryota; Fungi; Basidiomycota; Agaricomycetes; Cantharellales; Ceratobasidiaceae
Product: glycosyltransferase family 90 protein
Exons: 13
Coding region: 1-2136 (711 amino acids)
Source: RefSeq, a predicted model, not a curated record
AUGAAACAAAGGCGCUUUAUCUUCCGUACAGUGUCUCAUUAUAGACGCUUUGUCUUGAUUGCUGCCACUGUUUCUACGCUUAGCUUCCUCUGCCUCUCGCCCCUAUUUUCAACCUCCACAGCCUGGCGCGUCGCUUUGCAACUUCUUCCACCAACACCAAACUCCUUGGGCCUUCGCCCCUCUCACAAGGCUGCAUACGACCUUCCAGUACAUGAGAUCAUUGAGGGUGGCAGACACCCAAUCCACGGUCUUAUCACGGAUGCUGAGGCAAAACGGAAUAACCUCGUUCAAAGACAGAGUACUACGCUCUCUGCUGCAGUAAAAGAGUAUCGACGCCGUUAUGGACGCCAACCUCCUGCGGGGUUUGAACAGUGGUAUGAAUUCGCUCGGAGCAUCAACUUCAAACUCAUAGAUGAGUUCGACCAGAUCGACCGGGAUAUUACUCCCUUUCUCGCCCUUCCACCUCAUAUCAUCCAUAAUCGAAUUGAGCUUGCAUCCAAAGAUGACCAUUCUUACCAUUUGACUAUCAAGGAUGGUAACGCCACCAUCGGUGGACCCCUCGGUCAUUGGGACGUCGCCGUAGAGUUUGAAAAAUUGAUUCGACCUUUUGUUAAGAGUCUCCCAGACAUGAAAUUUUACGUUUCAGGGCAUGAUGGUGGCCCGACAAUUCUACCAGAAGAUAUGCGUUUGGCAGUAAACAGGGUACUUAAGCAGGGAAAACGCCUUACCCAGGAUGAAGUUACCCAUCUUGAAGACUUAAAACGGAACCCACGGCGAGGAGUCGCGAACGCGUGCCUCGAGGACCCUGUUACAUUCUAUCCAUCAGCCCUCCCAGAGCGAAACCCGCAUACACAUACCUUCAUUUCCGAUCAUCGCCUGAGCAUGUCAUUUUGUGCCAACCCAACAAUCCUCAAUAACCCAGCGAAGCGGCACGGAUACUUUGCUUACGAUGUUCCUCACCAACGGUCCGCAUUUCCCCUCCUUGUACAAUCCCAGCCCGAGCCCGGCGGAGCUAUUCUGCAUCCAGCGCUUCAAAGCUAUCUAUCUGCGGAAGUAUAUCAUAGUCGGUUUGGACCAAUUGUGCCGUGGCGAAACCGUUCCGAGACAGUCUUUUGGCGCGGACGUACAACGGGCGAAUGGUUUAGCCGAGCUCACGAUUGGCGUUUCUCCCAUCGUAUUCGGAUACAUACAUUAGCCACACCAGGUGGGAACCUUACCGAUCCCAACGUGACUCCUGAGGUAGAAGUGCUGGUAGAAGAUGAGAUGGAUGGAAACAUUCAUCUCAAAAUGUACUCAAGGGAUACCCUAAACGAAAAGUACAUGGACGUGAGCUUGAUUGGAGGUCCUGUGCAAUGCGACAAUUCAGAGAAUGAUCACACUUGUCAAGAGAUGGAUAGCUUGAAGUGGGGCAAGGAGACAGGGUGGGAUGGUGGCUUGAGUAACAAGUAUCUUCUCGACAUUGACGGAAAUGGCUGGUCGUCCCGUUUUCAGAGACUUAUGACAUCUGGAGCUGUCGUAUUCAAGAUGUCGAUUUUCCCAGAGUGGAACUCGGAUUGGCUCAUCCCGUACUAUCACUAUGUGCCUGUGCAGACCGAUUAUUCGGACCUCUAUGAUGCUCUUGCUUUCUUCAUUGGUACUCCUGAUGGACUACCAGGACAUGACGACCUUGCCGAAAAGAUUGGUGCUCAGGCCCACAGGUUCACGGUCGAACAGUGGCGACCAGAAGACAUGCAGGUUUAUAUAUAUCGUUUGCUGCUCGAGUAUGCUCAAAAGACGCGAAAGGCGUACUGGAAGGAACUCGAAAUAGGCCAACGUCGGGCUGAGGAGCGACGUGUAGAUACCAAACAGAAGAACAACAAGCGAAAGCAUGACCAGACCGUAUCCCCUUUGAAUGAGGACGUCUCCCAGUGGUUAAUUCUGUUGUCAAGAGGCCCACGUGAGCCACUACGGCGAGUACCACGCCCAAUUUCACUACGACGUCGACCCCAGGGGAUUCUUCGCGAGUUUUCUACCAAUCUAUCUGAUCCUUCACUGUUUGGCUCCUACGCAGGCUUAGAGGCAGUCGCGAAGUUCAUUGCCAAGACGGGCAUAGGAAGAAGACCAGGAGGCCCGCCGGCAACCGCUCAAUCUAUGUAG